CUGAGGAUCGCGAUGGAGUGCAGAGCUGUUCCAGUUCUUCCCACCUACACACAAGCCUGCGGUACUUCCCUGCCCCGAAAGCCCUCCCUUUGCCGCACUCUCUUCGACUACGGACCUCUGAACGACCCAGUGAUCAUACUCAUAACCCUAGCCGUGGUAGUGGGAUCCUUCUGCCUGCUCAGCGGGUUUAUCCUCCUCUGUGUGGUGUCGAAAGCCUGGCAAGAUGAGACCUCCGAGGCCAUUCUUCUGAUGGCGAUUGGCUUUUUCAUCACGGCCCUCUCCUGCAUAUCCUGGAAAUUAACGCGGGCCCAACGGAUCACUCAGCUGGUGGACGCCCUCAGCACAGAGAACCACCAGGCCAUUUGACAGUAUUCGUGUAUAAAAUCUGCUAGAUACUAUCUAGUGAACAGUGAAUUAAAAUUCCAAAACAGCUGAAAAACUGAAACGUACAAAAAUAAAAACUAGUCCUUGUAAAUUUCAUAUUUAAAUGAAAAAAUUAUAAUUAUAAAUCUCUUUUUAUCCAGUCUACAUUGUUAUGCUGACGUGAUCUUGUCCAAGCAUUCUAAAUGGGAAGAUUUAGCUUGCGACAAAGUAGUAGUACUAUUUCAAUCUAUUGGUGGAGUAGCAAGCGGUCAGGAAGUAGUACGCCUGGAGCAACAAAUUAAUGAGGCAUCUCUAAUUUUGAAACUACCUGAUAGCUGCGAGGCUGCCCCAGGACAUGAAAAAAGGUCCUCUGCAACGAAUCAGAUAUGCGUAUUGUUUUUAAGGAGCAGCUGCAGUUUCCCUUUAUCCUAAAUCUCUUGGGUUCUGCUGCACCUCGGCCUUUUGCUUUGCACUCAUCUUCGCGAUUUAGGGACUCUCUGCAGACUACACAUGAAGACAAUCACUUCAGAUUAAACUUUAUCAGCCGGCACUUACAGGUCUGCUGCGUUGAAUUCCCCACCCAGAAAUGCUGACCCAAAGAAAGGCAUAUUUAUAGCAGCAGUAAUCGCAAUCCCAAGACAAGACUGCAAGUAAUCUACAAGAGAAGAACAGAAUGCGGCUUAAGUGUUUUCUUAAAUUGUAUAUCAAUGUUUAUUAAACAAUCUCGAAUAAUAUAUGUAUACUUUCUUCUAAGAGGAUUAAA
Drosophila biarmipes is the source of this 1126-nucleotide messenger RNA. RefSeq lists its product as uncharacterized. Bases 13 to 366 code for a protein of 117 amino acids. The transcript has 5 exons. NCBI's taxonomy places the organism in Eukaryota, Metazoa, Arthropoda, Insecta, Diptera, Drosophilidae. The record is from RefSeq and is a predicted model, not a curated record.